AUGACUAAAAACAAUUUAGCAGCCCAUCUCAAAUGGCUGUUGCAGCAGGGCCCUUCGCUGUACCCCUCCUUAUCUCCGUCCGCGCACGAGUCUCACAAUAACACUGCCGACCGAAAUCAACCUACUGCGCCGGUGCCACCAGCGGGGACCUUAGCGCACCAGCCAGAGGAUAUCCCUUUCCCGACCGAUGAUUUACAGCCGGAAGUCAAACCAGCAGAUACGGACCAUGUGGACGAAAAAGCGGAGGUAGAUUCGGACACAGUAGAUGGCGCGAUUGCUUCUUACUCCGGCUUCCGCACGCAAGCCGCGGAUGCUCAGUCUGUCAAAGGACGCUGGCGCACCCACUCCCAAACCUCUGAAAAGUAGCCAGUCCGUGAAGUCGCCUUUUAAGGGAAGAGAAAAUGGUCCAGACAGGGUUAUCAAAGACCUGCAAAGUCCCCGGUCUCCAUUGCGCAGCCCUAAAACGUCCUUGACACCGUUCGGAUCGAAGCAGCCUUUGAAUACAAACUCACCACUAUUUGAUUCCGACAUUGAUACAAUUGACUUGACUGGCGACUUGAAUCAGACAACGCUUUCGUCUGAUACAUUCGAUGGGUUCGAGGAGCCGCAACGAUUGUGGACCGAAGACGCUGCAUCCCGGAGAGAGCCUCUUGAAAAGCGUGGGAAGAAGCGGAAGAGCGACGAUUAUGUGUCAGACCUUGUUUCGCCCCGAAAGAACGGUUCGAAAACACGCUCGCCAUUGAAGGCUGUUGAGUCUGCGAAAACUCCCCGUUCUACCUCGACGCGUCUUCAGCCCGGAAAAUCGCCUCGCACGACCAGGAAGGACAUUUUAACUCGGGCUGAUGGUCCUUCGGGCCUUCCUUCGCUUUCACAGAGUUCUCGCGUGGGUCAUGUUAUCGCUGAUUCUGACGAUGACGACGGUGAUGAGAAUCUGUUUGAUGACUGGGUUCCCGAUGGAGACGGCCCAACCUUGAAUUCCAAUGAAUCACUCUAUCCAAUUUUGCCCAAUCAAGAUAGCUCAGAUGAACAUGCACCUCCUAGCCCUGCGAGAAAGAAGACCCGUGCUUCUCCAUGGGCACCUGAUGCUAUGGAUGUCGUCCCCUCCAGUAUCCUUCCACCCAGGAAAGACACCCACAUCAGCCCUAAACCCAUCACUCAUGUGCCUGCUACUACGGAUUCGCCUAGCUCUCAGCCUCAGAACGAAGAUGUGGCCAUGUUCCUGAGUCUCUCAGCUGACUCGCUUGAAGGAGCAAUUGCAACCCUGAAGAGCACUCUCACGAAGAACUCUGAGAUAGUGUAUGAGCGAGCAAUGAGGGGAGAGCUUGCUCCUGACUUGAUCGCUGAAAACAAGACCCUGACCGAUAGGAUCGAAGCGAUUAAUUUGCUCAAGCAGCAAAGGGUCACAUAUCAGUCGUAUGACUUGAAAAGGAACAAGCUCAAGAAAAGACUCAUGCAGGUUAUAACACAGGGCGGCGAUCCGUCCGAAAUGCCAGAGCUUGUGGAAAGUCGAGAAGCAACGACUCAGCUGCAAAAGGUUGAAUCAGAUAUACAACAUCUGCUAGCUCGAUCUAAAUUGCUGUCUAUUCCUUUAUUGGAUGUCCGCCCGCUGCGUUACAAGGCAGACCAUCCGACCACGUUAUCGCGCCCCUCGCCUGUUUUGAUUAGUGCAUUGGAUGACACAACAAUUUCGGGCGUGUCCUCGCGAUCACAUGCACCGUCAACAGUAGACUACAGCAACUCUCGUUCCGAGAUAUCCACUCGAGUGUCAGACCUGUCCUUCAAGAACACGAACGGGACCUCGAGCAUUAGAGCGUUCAACUAUGAUGACCCGACGACGCUGGACGAUGAUGACGCUUUUACUCGAACUAUGGGCUCACCCACGCGUCCUGCAGUAGACGCGGAUGAGUUCGACCUCGAUGACGAAGACAUGCUAGAAGCUGCUGGAUUCCUUGACGAAGGCUAUUCACUCGCAACCGACAACCACGGGUUUCAUAACCGCAAGGUCUUUGCUGAAACUUCCGGAAAUGCUUCGCGCACUCCUCUGUCGCAACCGAAAUCUCAGGGCCAUAACGCUCUGUGGAACCAACAUCCAUGGUCUAAGGACGUCAGAAAUGCUCUGAAAGACCGGUUCCAUCUUCGUGGGUUCCGUCUGAAUCAACUCGAGGCUAUAGAUGCGACGCUGAGUGGGAAAGAUACUUUCGUUUUGAUGCCCACCGGAGGAGGCAAGUCUCUAUGCUAUCAGCUGCCCUCUGUUGUCACUUCAGGCUCCACAAGAGGAGUCACGAUCGUGAUUUCCCCCUUGCUCAGCCUGAUGCAGGACCAGGUGUCGCAUCUGAAUCGCUUGAAUAUCAAGGCUUACCUGUUGAACGGAGAGACUCCGAAAGAGCAACGGCAAUGGAUCCUCAGCACGCUGUCGGGCUCCAUGGCGGAGGAAGACAUCGAACUAUUAUACAUCACCCCGGAAAUGGUCAACAAAAGUCAGGCCAUUACCAAAAGCUUGGAGAAGCUCAAUCGCAGUCGGAAGCUUGCACGUAUCGUGAUCGAUGAGGCGCAUUGUGUUAGUCAGUGGGGGCAUGAUUUUCGUCCUGAUUAUAAAGAGCUGGGAGAACUUAGGAAUCAGUUACCUGGAGUGCCAAUGAUGGCGCUAACUGCGACAGCCACCGAGAAUGUCAAGGUGGAUGUUAUUCACAACCUAAGAAUGGAAGGCUGUGAAGUGUUCUCUCAGAGUUUUAACAGGCCAAACUUGACGUACGAGGUACGGAUCAAAAAGAAGGGAACGGAGCUUCUGGCCAGCAUAGCCGAUACUAUCAAGACCUCCUACGCAAACAAAUCAGGCAUAGUCUAUUGUUUGUCGCGCAAGACAUGUGAAAAGGUCGCGAGCGGUCUCCGGGAUGACUAUCGCAUCAAAGCGGAACACUACCACGCCGGCAUGGAUUCGGCAGAGCGUGCGAAAAUACAACAGGACUGGCAAGCUGGAAGAACUCACGUUAUAGUGGCGACAAUCGCUUUCGGAAUGGGUAUCGACAAACCUGAUGUGCGUUUUGUGAUCCAUCACAGCAUUCCCAAGAGUCUGGAGGGAUAUUAUCAGGAGACGGGACGGGCAGGCCGAGAUGGCAAGCGGUCUGGCUGCUACCUCUAUUAUUGCUACAAGGAUACGAGCACUAUAUCUAGCAUGAUCGACAAGGGCGAGGGCAGCAAGCAACAGAAGAAUCGGCAACGGCAGAUGCUCCACAACGUGGUACAAUACUGUGAAAACAGGAGCGAUUGUAGGCGAGUACAAAUUUUUGCCUACUUUAAUGAAUACUUCCGCCGGCAAGACUGCAAUGCCUCAUGUGACAACUGCAAGUCCGACUCUGUCUUCGAGCUACACGACUUUUCCCACUAUGCUGUCUCUGCUAUUAAAGUUGUCCGCUACUUCCAAAGCAUCGAAGAUAAGGUUACUCUGUCAUACUGUGUGAACAUCUUCCGGGGAAGUGUGAAGAGGUUCAGGUCUCCACAACAUCGACAGGCACCUGGCUAUGGUGACGGUUCGGGCCUAGAACUAGGCGAAGCAGAACGACUAUUCCACAGACUUCUAGGCGAGGGGGCUCUUGUUGAAGAGAAUGUCGUCAAUGGAAGUAAAUUUGCCAUUCAAUAUAUCAAAGUGGGACGCCGUGCCGCUGAUUUCGAGAGUGGGCGGUGCAAACUAAAGCUUGACGUGCGAGUCUCGCCGAAUGGAAAGGCCAGGAAGUCCAAUUCGGGAUCACGAACUGAUGGCGGCAACAAAGAGUAUCAACCGCAAUCCACAAAUGUCUCGUCACCUGUACAAGCGGCAAACCAACGCCGUCUAUCUCGCUUCCGGUACCAAGGGGGCGCAGGCGACACCACGGACGAUGAUGCCGACAGUGAUGGGUUCGAAAGAGUACGAAUCGCCGGCAAACCAGCACAGGAGAGGCGUCGCACUCCCGGGCCGCCAAUCACCCAAGACCGUCGAUUUGAGCAGUUGGACCCUCUCCAUAAAGCGGUUGCGGAGGAUUUUAUGGUCUAUGCCAAGAACUAUUGUCAGGAUCUGGUCAUGCAGAAAGGCCUUCGCAACCAACCAUUUACUGACAGCGUCCUGCGCGAGAUGGUCAUCGUCUUCCCCAAAGAUAUGGCGGAACUUGCCACAAUCCCUGGUAUUGACCCGGACAAGGUGAACCGAUACGGAGGCCAAAUUCUGAAGCUUGUGCGCGACACGCAGCGCCGUUAUGCAGAGUUGAAGAAAGAGCAAGAUGAUGCUGAUGGGGUGGUUCCGGACCCCAACCAUCACAAUGUUAUUAACCUUACCAGCACUGAGGAUGAGUUCAGCGAUGGCGGAAUCUUUACGGAUCAUCCGUCUACAUUUAAUGUGGAUGAGACCCUGUCAAGUCGUUAUUUCUCUACCCAGAACACUGCUGGCCUCGACUCCGACGACGAGGAUGAUGGCCCCGGAAAGUCCAGUAGACCUCGGGCUCGGAAGCGUCAAACAACCAAACGCCCUCGCCGCCAAAACGCUGCCCCUAGAUCCAGGGCAAAAUCGACGGGAGCCCGCAGAAAAUCUGGUGAUCGUGCUGACAAUCGCUCCUCUGCCCCUCGGAAAACGACCAAAGCGAAACCCUCAACUAGUCGAAUAGGGAUGAUGCCCAUCUAA
Messenger RNA from Aspergillus niger, 4648 nucleotides. RefSeq lists its product as uncharacterized. The record is from RefSeq and is a predicted model, not a curated record. Lineage: Eukaryota; Fungi; Ascomycota; Eurotiomycetes; Eurotiales; Aspergillaceae. Gene Ontology annotation, molecular function: ATP binding; nucleic acid binding; 3'-5' DNA helicase activity. The annotation marks the transcript as partial. Gene Ontology annotation, biological process: double-strand break repair via homologous recombination; DNA replication. The transcript has 4 exons. Gene Ontology annotation, cellular component: chromosome; cytoplasm; RecQ family helicase-topoisomerase III complex.